GUCAACCCACGUGUGGACAGUUUCCUGUUACGGGGGUGGCCUGAUCAACACGCUAAAUGUCCUGUUUUGAAGAGUUUCUCAGCUAUGGAUGAAUUACCUACGGACCUCAAAGCUUUUCUUCUUAAUCACCCGUUUCUUCAGCUUACAGAUGCUAAUAAGAUCAAAUGCACUCUGAACGGCCACGAGUUUCCUUGCAACCUGACGGAGCUACAGAAGUUCACAAAAGGGAAGAAAUAUGAGAAACUGAGUGCAGCAGCAGAGUUCAACUACAGCCAGUAUGAGCCACACAUCGUGCCAAGCACUAAGCAACCCAAUCAGCUCUUCUGCAAGCUGACCCUCAGACAUCUCAACCGGCAGCCGCACCAUGUCCUUAGACAUUUUAAUGGGAAACGUUUCAAGAAAGCCCUCUCUAAAUAUGAAGACUGUGUGAAACAGGGGAUUGAAUACGUUCCUGCCAGACUGAAACAGAAAAGGUCCAAAGACACCGGAGAGGAAGUCGGUCGGGGGAAGCCCUCGAAACGUGGAAACAACUUGUGGGAACCGUCGUCCAGUGAAGAGGAUCACAGUGACUCAGAAGACAGCAUGAGUGACCUCUAUCCUCCUUCUAUGUUUAGUUUAAAAAACCCAACAGAAGAAAGCAUGGAGGGUGAAAAGGAUGAAGAGGAAGAUGAUUUCCAAACAGAUGAGGACGAGGAGGAGGAGGAAAUGGACGUGGAGAAGCAGGCGGUGCAGAAACGCAAAAAGGUUCAAGGUGGCGGCUUUCAGAAGAAAUUCCGAAAUAACAACUGGAAAUCAGGGCGCAAGAAACAAGGAAAAGCGCGAAAUGGAAAAUAAAAUGCAAAGCCCUAUCUGUACAGUAUUUUUAUUCCUGCUUGUCUGUGAGGACACAUCCAGGAGUGUCACUUUGGUAUCUAAGAACUUUGAACAUCCAUCACCACGGAUGUUUCUGAUUUCUGACAAAGGCUUUCUAUUUUCCAUGUUGUCUUGUUGACAGUUCCAACGAAGCUGGUUUGCAUGACAUGCAAAAAAGGUUUGUGAAAGUUUACACAUCAUUUGGACAUGAUAAACUAUGAUGUCUGGUUUGCAGUCAAAUGCACUAGUGUAAAAUACAGCUCCAUUUGGAUUUGCAAA
Messenger RNA from Amphiprion ocellaris (clown anemonefish), 1131 nucleotides. RefSeq names its product surfeit 2 (gene surf2). The transcript has 6 exons. The coding region runs from base 85 to 834 and encodes 249 amino acids. The record is from RefSeq and is a predicted model, not a curated record. Lineage: Eukaryota; Metazoa; Chordata; Actinopteri; Pomacentridae.